This is a messenger RNA of Nanorana parkeri, 531 nucleotides long. RefSeq names its product glucagon (gene GCG). Gene Ontology annotation, biological process: negative regulation of apoptotic process; positive regulation of insulin secretion involved in cellular response to glucose stimulus; adenylate cyclase-modulating G protein-coupled receptor signaling pathway. Lineage: Eukaryota; Metazoa; Chordata; Amphibia; Anura; Dicroglossidae. Bases 1 to 531 code for a protein of 176 amino acids. The transcript has 4 exons. Gene Ontology annotation, cellular component: extracellular region. Gene Ontology annotation, molecular function: hormone activity; glucagon receptor binding. The record is from RefSeq and is a predicted model, not a curated record.
AUGAAAAGCAUUUAUUAUAUGGUGGGACUACUUUUUAUGUUAUUACAAGGAAGUUUCCAAAGUCCUAUCCAGGAAACAGAAGACAAGUCCAGAUCAGUCAAAGCUGCAAGGACUGAAGCACUAGAUGAUUCAGAUCACCACAAUGAAGUUAAACGUCAUUCACAAGGCACAUUUACUAGUGAUUACAGCAAGUACCUAGACUCCAGGCGGGCUCAAGACUUUGUCCAGUGGUUAAUGAACUCAAAAAGAAGCGGAGGAAUAUCAAAGCGCAAUGUACAAUUUGAGAGGCACGCAGAAGGCACAUAUACCAAUGACGUUACCCAGUUCUUGGAAGAAAAAGCAGCCAAAGAAUUUAUUGACUGGUUGAUAAAAGGAAAACCAAAGAAACAUUUCCCAGAUAUUUCAGCAGAAGACUUGGACAGAAGGCACGCUGAUGGCCGUUUUACUAGUGACUUCAACAAAGCUCUCGAUAUAAAGGCCGCUCAAGAGUUUUUGGACUGGAUCAUUAACACCCCAGUUAAAGAAAGGUAA